CCACCUCUAGCAGCCGAAUAACAAUAAUCGAUUGACUCUGGAAAUUCUGCCACCUGGUUUUCGUUUUGUUAAUUUGGUUAAAAAAGCGACUUAAAAGAUGGCUGGCCUGCAGUUGAAGGUUGAGGAAGUUCCGCCCGAGGAAAACCCGGAUGUGAUUGUGAUACCGGACCGGGAGGAUGAUGACAUAUGCGAGCUGGAGCACCUACGCAAGCUCUUCAUCGGCGGCCUGGCGCCCUACACCUCCGAGGAGGGUCUGAAGCAGUUCUACGGCCAGUGGGGCAAGGUGGUCGAUGUCGUCGUGAUGCGCGAUGCGGCCACCAAAAGGUCCCGCGGCUUCGGCUUCAUUACCUACACAAAGUCCAUCAUGGUGGACAGGGCCCAGGAGAACCGGCCGCACGUCAUCGACGGCAAAACGGUGGAGGCCAAGCGGGCUCUGCCCCGCCCCGAACGCGAAACCCGGGAGACCAACAUAUCCGUCAAGAAGCUGUUCGUCGGCGGUCUCAAGGACAACCACGAUGAGGACUGCCUGCGGGAGUACUUUGUCCAGUUCGGACGCGUGGUCUCCGUAAAACUACUCACUGACAAAACCACGGGCAAGCGGCGCGGCUUCGCCUUCAUUGAGUUUGACGACUACGAUGCCGUGGACAAGGCCAUCCUUCAAAAACAGCAUUCGAUUAAGUACGUGCACGUGGACGUCAAGAAGUCGAUCUACAACCUGGAAAAGAAGGACAAACAGCAGCCGGGAGCCUUGUCGAACGGCAGCAAGCCGCCGCUCAACCAGCAGCAACAACAACCGCAGCUGCAACAGCCUCCGCCACCACAGCAGCAGCAGCCACAUAACGGCAACAUGCCAGGGCCUGGCUACCGUCCACCUGUGCCACCGCCCCAGGUCAUGCCUCCCUACCACCAGCAGCCGCCUCCGCCGCCGAUGAACGCCCCACCACCAAACUACAACUACUGGGGACCUCCGCCACCACCAAUGCAGUCCUACUACCAACAGCCUCCACCGCCGCAGAUGAACGCCUGGGGACCCUAUCCGCCAGUUCAAAACGGCUGGAACGCCCCGCCUCCUCCGCCGCCCGGGGCCCAGCAAUGGCAUCCGGGCCAAUGGGGCUGCCCACCACCAGUGCAACAGGUGCCUCCGGCUGGGGCAGUGCCCCCGCCCAUGGGUCACAAUGGACCACCACCCCCGGCUCCUGGUAACUGGAACAUGCCGCCCAAUGCACCGCCACCAGUGCCUGGCGCACCGCCACCGCAGGGUCCUCCACCCCACCAACAGCCCCCACCCCCGCCGAACUUCGGCAGCGGCUACCAGCAGAACUACGGAGGCGGACCGACGAAGCACAAUAGCAUGAAUACGAACCGCAUGAAUCCCUACGCGGCAGCGCCGCCCAGCAACUACCACAAUCCCCAACCGCCCGCAUAUCCCCCCUACAAUGCUGGUGCCCCGCCGCCCAACGGAAACGUGCCGCCCCCCACUGGCGCGAAGGCGGUGGGCGUGUCCAACGGCUCGGUGGCCACAGGAGGCAGUGCCAACAGCAAGUAUCGCCGCUAGAAGGGGUGAGUAGAUGGUGCAAUCGCAACCCGUCCCCGCCAUUAGUCGUUCGUUUUAAUGUGGCCUAUGCAUAAGAGCUGCCCCAAAUACGUCUUGCCACCCAUAUAUACUAUCUACUAUCUACUACCCACUACCUACCACCCGCCACAGAUGCACUACGUCUGUACUGAAGUACUGAAGCCCAUGUAUGAUUACUAAUGUGCAACGUUUUCUUUGAUUUAGAUGCUCUUUGGGCGGCUAAAGCCCAAGAAUCAAGAUACUGUUAAAUAGGCUCGUUGAUAAGCUAGGCCACACUCGCUUAGAGUUACUAACAGGAAACCUAACGCAUUGUCUCUCUAUCAUAGGACAACUAACUACGGUUUUACUCUACUCUUAAGCUAUACCAUUGAUAACUCUACGAUCGAUCUAAGCUAUGCCACAGACUAUGUAUAAAUAUUUUCUACACCGUAUUCUUCGAUAUACUUUAGACGUAUUUUUGUAACCCCCGGGCAAUCGUAGAACAAGCCCAAAUACGAGGCAGCAUAAGGCUCUCUAUUAGAAUCCAACUAACUAUCUCUCUAUCUGUAAAGCGAAGCGAGCGACCGUGCGACGCGCGCCGGUUUGAGUCGAAGGUGGAAGGACAAGUGCAAGCAAUAAAUCAAUUAUGAAGUAGAUACAAAUUACGCAACUGUAGCCUGAGCUUAUUGGCCCAAAACGAAUAGCUUAAUCGUAGAUACCUAUGUAUUACUAAACCAUUCAAACGAGAUAUACGUCCAGAAAGAGAACGCCAAGUGCGAAUGAAUAUGAAAUCAAAUCAAGCGCCGAGCUGGCGGGCGUGGCACGGGUGCGUGGCCUUAACUAUCGAUGUACACAAGAGAUGAUAUCAAAACUAUUGUCAAUUUUUAUAAGGAGCGAAGCGCGGAUACUUAUACACUGUAACGAUGUUAAAGGUUUCUCUCCCUGGCCUCCCACUAAGAAUACUUAAUUACUUUUUGCUCUCCUCACGAAUGACAAACUUGAGAAAGUAUAAAUACGCUGCAAGAGAUCGAUAGGAAACUAUGUUUUAUUGUUUUCGAGCCAUGACAAGAACUCUAAGUUAAGUUUAUACUUACUUUAUAGAUGUACUCCUCAUUCUCCCCUCUCUCCUAUUUAUAAGCGGUAGCGCACGCCAAAGGCUUUGAAUUGAUCUACGAAUUAUAUGCAAUUAAUUAUGUAUUGAAGUACGGGGAGGCUCAGUCCACCAUUCGCCAGCUUCAUUUAGAGCCCCCUCUACAUCUACGAGAUACAACACUAAGCACUUAACCGAACUAUAUGAAAAUACAUAUUUAUUUUAAAUAAAUGAAAUAUAAAGCCAA
Messenger RNA from Drosophila biarmipes, 2889 nucleotides. RefSeq names its product ribonucleoprotein RB97D (gene Rb97D). The record is from RefSeq and is a predicted model, not a curated record. The transcript has 5 exons. The coding region runs from base 98 to 1555 and encodes 485 amino acids. NCBI's taxonomy places the organism in Eukaryota, Metazoa, Arthropoda, Insecta, Diptera, Drosophilidae. Gene Ontology annotation, molecular function: RNA binding.